AUGCUCGACGAGAACCUCCCGACAUUUCGCUUCAAAACAUCAUCAGAGAACCCGCUUAACAACAUUCUCUACUUUUCACACAAUGGAUCAGACCCUGCGCCCGAAUACCUUCUGAAGCGACCGUCUCCCUCCGAUGCCGAUGGACAAUAUGCGCUCGGCAUCUUCGACUCGCAAAACACCUCUGUGAUCUACGCAGAGGUUGAUGUCAAGCCUGACUGGGUAGCUCCUACACUGUCUGCCGCUGAAAUUCGUGCGCAGAAUGGCAACCCGCCGCCUAAGACACCAGCUACGCCAGAAAGCUUUGAUGUUUUGCUUUACAACCCAGACCAAGCCAUCGCUGUUAAGCAACACCCAGGAAGCUGGGGUAAGACGGAUAUUUGGGAGUUUGAACUUCCCGAGAGAUCCUUCAAGCUACCCAGCGCCAGUCAGAUAGACCAGGAGCAUCGACCACCCAUUACCGAGUUGGUUCCCAAGGUAGUCUUUCGAUGGAAACGCGAUGGUCGUUUGAGCAAAGAUAUGACAUGUUAUAUGACUGGUAGAAAUGUUGGUGGAAAGAAGAGCAAGGAACCCGACAUCACUGUCGCCUUUUUUCGAGCCAAGCACGACUCGACCAUGACCAUCUACGAACCUAACAUGGCUCGAGUUGAGAUCGAGGAUCGAAGAGGUCUCGAAAUCACUCUUCUCAUGAGCGCCGAGACCAUCAAAGACCUUUACUUGAACCCAAGCCAAGAUCCUUUCCACCUUCUCGCUUCGUCUAAUGGCCGACGUCGACAGAAUUCCAGACCGGCAGCAAAUUCUUCUGCAGGUCCAGUAAUGACAGGGGCUUUAAACAACAACCGGCCAUCAUCACCCCCUCGAGCGCAGGCUCAGGCACAGCCGUCGAACAAUAAUGCGCAACGUGAGGCCGAGGUUGAAGCCGAAACACGACGGUUACAAGCAAUGGUAGCCGAGGAAGAACGAAAGAGGCUCGAACGUGAGAAGCAGGAGGAGGAUGAACGCAAGAGGAUUCAGAAGAUGCUUGAGACCGAAGAACAAGAACGUUUGAAGCGAGACGCCGAAGUUGACAAGGAGACAGAGCGACUACGUCGAGAGUAUGGUAUGGCUGGUCAGGAAUUUGACACACCAACUAAUCCUGGGCAUCCAUCGCCACCAUUACCUCCGCGACCACAGUUCGCUUCUGGCCCGGCUCACGCUCCACUAAACUCAUCCAGUCUACCCCAGAGACCCUACAGCGUUGGGCCAACACCAAACGGUCAGCCCCAGCCUAGCAUCUUCGCCCCGCCCCCGUCUCAAGCGAAGCCUUCGCAGCCUGGUCCCAACGAGAAUGGCAAGAAGCGCCAUGGCUUGGGUGGCCUGCUGCAAGGAGCAGCCCCUUAUGCAGGACCUGCGGCGGCGAGUGUCAGCGGCUUCUUUAGCAGUCGAAAAGAUGAGGACAAGCGAAAGAAGGUUCAAAAGAAGCGAAGUGUGCAUUUUUAG
Messenger RNA from Fusarium sp. VM40, 1476 nucleotides. The record is from the annotation of a GenBank genome assembly. NCBI's taxonomy places the organism in Eukaryota, Fungi, Ascomycota, Sordariomycetes, Hypocreales, Nectriaceae.